Messenger RNA from Pogonomyrmex barbatus (red harvester ant), 1374 nucleotides. It is a transcript of the gene cN-IIIB, whose product is annotated as cytosolic 5'-nucleotidase IIIB. NCBI's taxonomy places the organism in Eukaryota, Metazoa, Arthropoda, Insecta, Hymenoptera, Formicidae. The record is from RefSeq and is a predicted model, not a curated record. Gene Ontology annotation, cellular component: cytoplasm. Gene Ontology annotation, molecular function: 5'-nucleotidase activity; magnesium ion binding.
GAGAAGCAAAUUGAGAAACGCCGAUUUCACGUGCGUAACAUUUCGCUGUCGAAUUUUCUCCAGGAUUCCCCUGACGACAAUGAGCAACGAAUUCACGAUUAACGAGUUUCCCGCUUUGAAGUCGAAGCAUGUUUAUAUCAGAGAUAAGGUCGCGCUUCUGAAGACGAUAAAUACGAUUCGGAAUGAUGGCGCGAAUAAUCUGCAGGUGGUCACGGACUUUGACUUAACCGUUACGAAGCAGCACAUAAACGGUACACAUGUACUUAGUAGCUUCGGUAUGUUUCGGAAGUGCAAACAACUACCACAACAAUAUUUAGACGAAGCUAAAAAUCUGUACAAUAAGUAUAGACCUGUAGAAAUAAAUCCAAAUAUGCCUUUGAAAGAAAAGGCAAAUGCUAUGCAUGACUGGAUGACAGCCGCGCAUAAUUUAUUAAAGGGUAUUGAGUUUGAUCCUCAUGAAUUAGAGGAGAUAGCAGAAACAUUUGACAAUAUACUACGCGAUGGUACAGAAGAGUUUUUUGAGAAAUUAUACAAUAAGAAAGUGCCAAUUAUAAUAUUUAGCGCUGGUUUGGGGGAUAUAGUAGAAGCUAUAUUGAGGUAUCACAAUGCUCUCUUCGAUAAUGUAAAAGUAAUCUCCAACUUUCUUAAGUAUAAUGGAAAUCAAUUGGAUGGAUUUAAGAACGAUGUACUCAUACACGUAUAUAAUAAGAAUGAGUGUGCUCUUGAGGAAAAUCAUCUGCAAGUACUUAAAAAACAGAAUGUGUUGGUAAUGGGCGACACAAUUGGUGACGCUCAUAUGGUAGAGAGAAUAAAAGACACUAAGACAGUCUUGAAAAUUGGUUUUCUUUAUGAACAUGUGGAAGCUAGUUUAGACUCAUUCAUGGAAAAUUUUGAUAUCGUUCUUGUCGACGAUCAAACGAUGCAGGUGCCGAUAGAAAUACUGCAAAAUAUCUUGUAAUACCAUCUAUUGCAAUAUCUUGUUUUGUAUAUACAUGUACAUGUCUACAAAAGCGUUAACAUCAUGCACAUGUGACUGCUCUGUCGUUCAAAACACAGAGAAUAACUUGUUUGCUUUUGACAUAUCUGAGAUUAACUUAAAUAUAUUUCUUAAAAAUGGCAUAUCUACGUAACACAGAUAGCUAUGCUCAUUUUGCUGAAGAAUAAUAUAUAAUAUUAAAGAUGUGUAUUUUAAAUAAAUUAAUUUUUUACAACUAAAAAGUUAAGAAAUAUACUGUUUACAAAUCUGUGCAUAUAUGUGAAUAUGCAAUGUCCAACUAUACCUACUGUUCAUCGAAGUUAUAAUUUGCGAAAAUUGAUUUGUACAUUGUAUUGUAUAUUGUAUGAUUGACAUCUAGAUGUGAAAUUAUCUUGUAU